AAUUCAAUCAGACAUAACUUGUCUUUGAAUAAGACAUUUGUCCGUGUUCCACGUCCAAUUAAUGAACCUGGUAAAGGAUCAUACUGGACAGUUGAUUUUCGAGCGGCAGAAGCUGAACAACAACAUCGUUCUCGAAGUAGAAAUAAUAGAUCUUCAAGUGAUCCAACUCCUUAUCAUCGUACUGAAUCAUCAUGGCCAUAUGAUAAUCGUAGAUACCGAGAACCAAUGACUGCGGUAGCUGAAAUGGGUCGACCUUACUUUGACGUAGGUCAAUAUAGUAAUAUGCAGAAUAUGUCAUACCGACAAAUGCGUUCACCCCGUUAUACUCAAGCAACUAUGGGACAGUCUUACCUUCCACAAGGUCUAGGAGGUGGAGCUGGUAUCACUAGUACUCAACAAACAAUGUCUUACGCCGGUGCUGGCAUCGGUAAUCUUGCUGUCACUGCAAAUUAUGAUAUUACUGACUAUACGAACAUUCAUGCCCAUCCUACCGCUACCGCUCAUGUGGACGGACAUAAUGCUACCGCUUUUAACGGUUACAAUACCCAUCAGAUUUAUCAACAACAGAUGUCAACACAUCCAACAGAUACCAACACAGCGGUGGCUCACGCCUCUUAUGUUUAA
This is a messenger RNA of Scutellospora calospora, 624 nucleotides long. The record is from the annotation of a GenBank genome assembly. Lineage: Eukaryota; Fungi; Glomeromycota; Glomeromycetes; Diversisporales; Gigasporaceae.